Anneissia japonica is the source of this 2914-nucleotide messenger RNA. RefSeq names its product tripartite motif-containing protein 2-like. Gene Ontology annotation, cellular component: nucleoplasm; chromatin. NCBI's taxonomy places the organism in Eukaryota, Metazoa, Echinodermata, Crinoidea, Comatulida, Comatulidae. The record is from RefSeq and is a predicted model, not a curated record. Gene Ontology annotation, biological process: positive regulation of DNA-templated transcription. The transcript has 2 exons. Bases 739 to 2913 code for a protein of 724 amino acids. Gene Ontology annotation, molecular function: zinc ion binding; ubiquitin-protein transferase activity; protein binding.
ACAACCUACAAUGAAACAACAUAAUAUUAUUUAAUCAUUAAUAUUUUACACAAAUAAUCUUAAUAAAAAUACAAAACAACAUAGUUUUUGUAGAUAAUUAAUUAUGCAAAAUGUGGAUGAGACUGCUUACGUGAUAAUGUGCUGGACUUUCAAUAAAAAAUAAAAGAAUAAAAUUGGAUAAAAAAGAAAAGAUGUAGUAUAAAACAAAUGAGGUAACGAUGCAUAAAAAUAAAUAGGACAACAGGAAAUGAGAAGUAAUAAAUCACAGAAAGUAGAUGGGUAAAGAAAACAAGGAAAGAAAAGGGGAUGAGAUAUAGAAAUGAAUUAAAACAAUGGAAUGAAAAUCAGUGAGUGAGAGAUAAGGAGAGGUAAGUUGAGGAAAGAAAUUAAUAAGAAAGUCAGGAAGAGACAACCAGUAAAAUAGUGAAGAUAAAAAAAGGAGAAUUCGAAAAGAGGAAGAGAAAGGAAAGAAGUUAAUAAGAAUAUGAAAAGAAAAAAAGAGGAGCUUAGUAAAUAUACAUCUGACUUUGACCAAAUACGAUUAAAUUAGUUUUGAACUUAUAACAGUUCAAGGUCUCAUGUCCCAUUUCAUGAAGUCACGGUUCACUGCACAUACAAACAUACUAAUCUAUGCUGGUCACAUGACUAAACCUGGAAAAACCCACUGCUAUUGUCGAAGACACUUUACACGUACUGCACCUCUGGUUAUAAAGCAAGUAUUUUAAGGAUUAGUUCAAGAUGGCUACCAGUGAGCUAAAUCAGUUUUUGGAAAAUGUUGAUGAGAAUGUCCUUGAGUGCACCAUAUGCUUCAAGAGACUUCAAGAUCCUAAAUCUCUCAACUGCCUUCAUAGUUUCUGUUCGACAUGUCUGGAAGAUUGGGUUAAGGAGAAGGGUAAGCUGACUUGUCCAACCUGUUCAAAAUCAUAUCCCAUUCCAGAGGGCGGGCUUCGGAAGCUUCCACCAAAUACCUUUUUAAAUAACUUAUUAGAAACUAUUAAACAAUUUUCUAAAAAAGAUCAGAUAAAAUGUGUUUGUAAAAAAGGACAGCCAGAAUAUUACUGCCAAGAUUGCAAACAGUACUUGUGCUCUACUUGUAGUGACCUUCAUAAAGAUUUUCGACUCUUUGCCAACCACAAGCUACAUUCAGUGGAGGAUGUGCGAUCAAUGACCCCUUCACAGAUGACUUUACUACAUCCGCCGAAGUGUUUGCUUCACAGCAAACCUUUGGAAUUUUACUGCACAGAUUGUAAAACUCCAAUAUGCAUGCAUUGUACAAUUACUGACCACAAGGAGUUGGAAGGAAAUCACAAAAUAAUCAGCAUUUCUAAAGCUUUUCAAGCAUUUAAAGAAACUUCAGCAGAAUUGGAGAAAGCUGCCAAUGAAUGCAAAAGCAAAUUACAAGAUGGCCUCAAAGCAGUUACUCAGAAUGCUAAACAAUUAAAUCAAAAUAAAGAUACAACUUUGAGAGACGUUGACAAUCAUGUACAACUGAUGAUAAGAAAAAUCAAGGAGAAUGGAGCCAAAAUUAAAAAAGAAGUACAGGCAAUAUACAAAAACAAAAAGAAGGUACAAGAUGUCCAAAUGGAUGAACUGAAAACAACAAUAUCUGAUAUAAAUACAAAACUCAGUUUUCUUAAUCAGCUUUUGCAGAGUGAUAAAGCAACAGCAAUGCAGUCAAGUGAAAGAGUAAUUACAGCACUGAAGGACAGAAUCAAUGAAUUGCCAAAAACAAAGCCGGCUGAUAAUGGACAAAUUAAAUUUGUUAUCAAUGAGAAUCAGCUCGAUUCAUUGCAACAAUGUGAUAUUGGGUACGUAUCACAGGGAGCAGCAGAUUGCCUAACACUGAAGGGAGUGGAAUAUGCAUUACAAGGUCAGACAAUUGUUGUCAAAAUAAUAAAAACAGAUGAAUGUGAAAUACAUGCAAAUCAACUGAAGGCAACUUGGACACAGCCUACAGGAGAAAUCAACAUCACUCAAGUUCAGGAAGACGACAAUGGAGAUUAUUUUGUGACAGGAAAAUGCACUAGUACAGGUAUUUGUAAAUUAGAUGUGAGCGCCAGCAGCGAACCAAUCAAGCAGUCACCAAUGAUAAUGAAAGUAGAGAAGGAAGGAUUAGUAGAUACCAUUAAAAUAACAAACAAUGUUAAUAAUGAAGUUUACGAUGUAGUUAAGUGUGAAGAUGAUUGCUUACUGGUUUCAUGUAGGACAAAUGAAAUGCUCAAGUACAAGCAAUCAGGAGAAUAUAUUGGUAAGGUUACGCUACCACAAGGUGUGAAAGUUAACAGAAUGUACAAAAUGAAGAAUGGUAACAUAGCAUUCAGUGAUUACAAUCUUAAUGAACCUAUCAGAAUAUGCAAUAUGAAUGGUCAGCUGAUUAAAACAAUUAGUGAGGGAGCAAAGAAUACACAACGGAGCAUUCAUGUGGAUGAGACAUCAAAUGUUUUGUAUGCAGCAGGAGGUUGGUACAGUAGCUGUGUGUACAUGUUUGACAUGAAUAAUGGCAAGACCAUCAAAACAAUAGGGUCAUAUGGUAGAAAAGAAGGUCAAAUGAGUUAUGUCAGUGAUCUUACUCUUACUAACCAAGGACACCUUCUUGUAUUGGAGUAUGACAACAGCAGAUUACAAUUAUUUAAUAAUGAGGGAAGGUUUAUAAAAGUCCUUGUUGAAGCAGGUAAUGGGGAUGGUAAGGUAACAUCUCCAAGUGCAGUAGUAGUUGAUGAGGAUGACAACAUCAUUAUAUCAAGUCAACGCAAACUACAGCUAUUCAGUAGUGAUGGAAAUUUCAUAAAAAGAAUUGAUAAACCAGAAGAUGGAAUCAACAAUCCAUGGGGAUUAUCCAUCAUUUCAUAUCAUCCAAGGAGACUUGCAGUAGCAAAUAAUGGUGACAAAACAGUAAAAAUAUUCAAUUAUUAAA